CCCCGGCUUCGGGCACUCCUCCUGCCAGCGGCGGCCAGCCGCACGCUGCCCGCCCCGAGCUGCUCCUCGGUCCCUCUCCCCCGCCGGUACCUGCAGCAUGGACUCGGACUCCGGGGAGCUCAGCGAAGGCGAGCUGGUCUCACCCGCAGGUCCCGAUUGUUUCAGUUCCAAGAAUCUCGCACUGCAAGCCCAGAAAAAGAUCCUGAGUAAAAUGGCAACCAAAACCAUGGCUAACAUGCUAAUCGAUGACACAAGCAGUGAAAUCUUCGAUGAGCUGUACAAAGUAACAAAGGAACACACAAGAAACAAAAAGGAAGCCCAUAAAAUUAUGAAAGACCUGAUUAAAGUGGCAAUAAAAAUCGGGAUCCUCUAUCGAAAUAAUCAGUUCAACCAAGAAGAGCUGGAAAUCGUAGACAAGUUCAGGAAGAAGCUGAACCAAACUGCCAUGACAAUUGUCAGUUUCUAUGAGGUAGAAUACACUUUUGACAGAAAUGUUCUUGCAGAACUUCUGAAUGAAUGUAAAGACCUUGUACAUGAACUAGUAGAUCGACACCUGACACCGAGAUCCCAUGGGCGCAUCAACCAUGUCUUCAAUCACUUCGCGGAUGUGGAAUUUCUAACUGCCCUGUACAGUCUUGAUGGGGAUUGUCGGCCAUACCUCAAAAAGAUCUGCGAUGGCAUCAACAAACUACUUGAUGAGAAGGUCCUUUGAAACUACACUCAAAACCAAGAAACCAACCAAAAACUUCUCUCUAGAACUGGCCACUCUUCAUGAGCUGUGGUGAGCAAGCGAGCUUCCUUCCCGACGGUCUCUUACUACAGUCUCCAGCAGGGGCCAGAAAGUGCUCACCAGGCUCAUGAUGAAGUGGAAAACUUAAAUCAGAAAGCUAUCAAUUUUAAUGUUUUGUUCAGAUAAUUCAGUCUUUUCCAAGGAGCGGAGUGAACAAGGCUGCUGAUAUAUAUUGUUCAGAAACCGACUGCUAUACACUAUGGUCUUACUAGCUUUGUGUUCAAGGCUGAACAUGUGAAAAGAAAGUAAACUCAAAUGCGUGGCUAUGUAAAAAUAGACAGGUGAAGGCAAGAGAGCAAUGCAUGGAAUUUACCCCCAGGCCCUUGGUGCGUAUGUUUUUAUUAUUUCCACGCUAACUGAAAAAGCUUAGACAGAAAGUAGGGCUGUAAUGGAUUAAGCUCUCUCCUUUCAAAAGGAUCAGGAAUCAAUGAGAAGGCAUUUCUGAUUUUACAUGGUAUUUAAGUCUAAUAGGGGAAUAACAAAUAAUACAAACUGAGUAGAAGUGGGAGAAAAUUUAAAGAACUGCUCUAUGAAGCAAUAUUUUCAUUAGAGAGUUUUGUUUUAUACCUGCUAAUAACAGAGAGAAGGUUUCUUUUUAAUUUUGAAAAGCAGCUCAGUGGUUCAAGCUCAAAGGUAACCAGAAAACUAGAUAAAGUAGUACAUCAGUUUCCCCACUCUCAGGGUUUGUGUAUUUGGUAACAUCAGACGAGUUUAGGCUGAAGGUUGUGCUGCUCUUUGUGCUCUUACGGUUUUGCCUGACAGAACAAAAUAUUCUUUGUGAAGGUUUUGAAAUUGCACUUGUAAAGAGGAGCACAACUAAGACACCAAUAGAGUGACAAAGCAGCAUUUACAUCCCCUAUCCUCAAAAUACUCAGCCUAGAUAAGACUCUCGGUUUAACAUGUCCGUGAUGUUAAUUUGUGCCUACAGUAAAACAGGUAUGAUAAAAAAGGAACCCCAUCCACUAUGCUUGCAGUGCCAUCCAAGUGUAGGAUACCCACAGUAGUCUUAAGAGAACAGUCUUAGUGACUCUGGUGAGCUUCAUGAAGGAUUUUUUGUUCAGAAUGUUUUCAGUGACUUUUUUUUUUUCUUUUUUAAACAAAAUAUACUGAGGUCUUCAAACUGAAAAGAUUUUGCAAAGAAAUGCUGGUUUCUGUACAGUUUUGUUAGGAUUAAGGGAGAACGGGAGCAGAACAGAUACACCAGCUUGCCACUUGCAGAAUCUUGCAGCUGGGUAGGUGCUGACUGACCCUAAGUAAAGGAAUUAUGUUUGGAAAUCUCUCCUUGCCUCUUCCUUGCCCUCUACAUCUUACCCUCCAGACUCAACCUCUAUCUACUGACACUUCAGUAUCAUGCACCAUCUCCUUUCGAAAACUGACACAGACAAGAAAAUAUAUUUGAAAGCCAUUCCUCUCUAAGGAAAAUUUCCAGUGUUAAUCACUCAUUACUUUAGGCUAAGAAAAAUUUAUGCUUCUCAUUUAAACUCCUAAAUACUAUGGUGGUAGAGAAAACCGUUCAAAAUCUUAUUAUUCUUCUGUCUUUCCUCACCCCAGAAUAACUAUAUUUUAUCUCUUGCAACAACAAUUUUGACUAUCACACCUUUAUACAGUUGAGAAUACACAUACCCAGAUCACAUAUUCACUUGGGUUGUGCUGGAUGGAUUUUUAUCUGUUCCCAGGAGAACUCCUUUUGGAGCACAGUAAAGAUGGCAGCACAAGACAUUAGCAGCAGUUUGUAACAAUGUAAAUUCUUCCCUACUUAUUUCCUUUAACCAUAAAAAGUAUAUUUAGUAGCAAUGAAGGUGGACAAUUCCUUUGCAACACAGCACAGUAAUGAAAUACCAACAUUUGGGGUUGCAAGUUCAGCCAUUUGCAGAGCCAUAUUUACGUGCACCAUUAGCUGCAUUUUUUCCAAGCACGUACUUGUCAAUUGAUGCUUUUGAACAGUAUUUAUUGUAUCCAACACUCCUGUCCCAGUGCACAUGUCAGAUUUUGCGUGUUUGUUUCACUUGUGGCAACCAAAUUUCUUUUUUUAAAGCUAGAAAAAGAGAGACUAUUCAACAUUCAAGAUGUCCAAAGGAAAGGGAUAUCCUGUAUCUGUGACUUUCUUUGUGUGUUGCAAGUAUCAAUAUUCAGAUUCUGGUAUUUUAGACACACCAGCUGAACAUCUGUUGUUUUAUUUAUAAAUCUGAGUAGCCUUAAGGAAAGAGAAUGUUUUCAAGUAUUUCUCAUAUUUGCAUAUCCUGUAUAUUCAUUGUUUACUUUUGUACUUGUAGCUUGGUAUGUAAUAACAUUGCUAAAAUAUGGGCAAUGUUCAGGUCACCUUAAGUAUAUGAUGUAUUAUCAUAUUUGUGGAUUAAAAAUGUGUGAUUACUGC
Gymnogyps californianus (California condor) is the source of this 3164-nucleotide messenger RNA. It is a transcript of the gene TNFAIP8L3, whose product is annotated as TNF alpha induced protein 8 like 3. The transcript is spliced from 2 exons. Gene Ontology annotation, biological process: regulation of apoptotic process. Lineage: Eukaryota; Metazoa; Chordata; Aves; Accipitriformes; Cathartidae. The record is from RefSeq and is a predicted model, not a curated record. Bases 98 to 712 code for a protein of 204 amino acids. Gene Ontology annotation, cellular component: cytoplasm.